Messenger RNA from Tupaia belangeri chinensis (Chinese tree shrew), 2293 nucleotides. It is a transcript of the gene LTF, whose product is annotated as lactotransferrin. Gene Ontology annotation, biological process: iron ion transport; antibacterial humoral response. The record is from RefSeq and is a predicted model, not a curated record. Gene Ontology annotation, cellular component: early endosome; plasma membrane; recycling endosome. Lineage: Eukaryota; Metazoa; Chordata; Mammalia; Scandentia; Tupaiidae.
CGCAGGCCACGUCGCAUCAGGACCGCAGACAUGAGGCUCGUCCUUCCCGCCCUGCUGUUCCUCGGGGCCCUCGGACUGUGUCUGGCCGCCCCUAAGAGAAGCGUCCGGUGGUGCACCAUCUCCCAGGACGAAGCAAACAAAUGCACCCGGUGGCAGCGGAGCCUGAGGAAAGCGAGAGGCCCCUCUCUGUCCUGCAUCAGGAAAACCUCCUACCCUCUGUGUAUCCAGGCCAUCGCGGCCAGCAAGGCAGACGCUGUGACUCUGGAUGGCGGCUGGGUGUAUGAAGCAGGGCUGAACCCCUACAAGCUGCGGCCUGUCGCGGCGGAAGUCUAUGGAAGCACAGCGGAGCCUCGCAACUACUACUACGCCGUGGCCAUAGUGAGAAAGGACAGCGACUUCCAGCUGAACCAGCUGCAGGGCCUGAGGUCCUGCCACACUGGCCUCAACAGGACUGCCGGGUGGAGUGUGCCCAUAGGGAUCCUCCGUCCAUACCUGAACUGGACGGGACCGCCCACGCCCCUGGAGGAAGCUGUGUCCAAGUUCUUCUCAGCCAGCUGCAUCCCGGGUGUGGACGGGAGCCGUUUCCCCAACCUGUGCAGCCUGUGCACGGGCCCAGGGGCCAGCAAGUGCGCCGCCUCCUCCCUGGAGCCCUACUUUGGCUACUCCGGGGCCGUCAAGUGUCUGAGAGACGGGGCUGGACAUGUCGCUUUUGCCAGGGCGAGCACCGUGUUCGAGGACCUGCCAGACAAGGCGGAAAGGGACCAGUAUGAGCUGCUGUGCCCAGACAACACCCGCAAGUCGGUGGACAGGUUCAAGGAGUGCCACCUGGCCCGAGUGCCUUCCCACGCCGUCAUGGCCCGCAGUGUGGACGGCAGGGAGGACGCCAUCUGGGAGCUUCUCCGCCGGUCCCAGGAGAAGUUUGGAAAGGAAGUGUCUUCGGAGUUCCAGAUCUUCAACUCCCCUCGCGGGUCGAAGGACUUGCUGUUCAAGGACUCCACCCUCAGGCUUCUGAGGGUCCCCCCAAGGGUGGACACUGGCCUGUACCUCGGCUAUGCCUACUACACUGCGCUCCGGAACUUGAGGGAAAGUGAGGCAGAGGUGGCGGCGCGGCGCGCUCAGGUCGUGUGGUGCGCGGUGGGCGCCGAGGAGCUGCGGAAGUGCCAGCAGUGGAGCAGCGUGAGCGGCCGCCGCGUGACCAAGGGAGACGCCGACGCCCUGAGCAUGGAUGGGGGACUGAUCUACGUGGCGGGCAAGUGCGGCCUGGUGCCUGUCCUGGCAGAGAACGCCAAAUCCCAGCAAAGCGGUGGCCCUGACUGUGUGAACAGACCGACGGAAGGGUACCUUGCUGUGGCAGUGGUCAGGAAGUCGGACGCCGAUAUCACCUGGAACUCUCUGAGGGGCAGGAAGUCGUGCCACACUGCCAUGGGCAGGACCGCAGGCUGGAACAUCCCCAUGGGCCUGCUCUUCAACCAGACCCACUCCUGCAGAUUCGGCGAGUUCUUCAGUCAGAGCUGUGCACCCGGGUCUGACCCGGGGUCCAGCCUCUGCGCCCUGUGCGUGGGCGACGACAAGGGCGAGGGGAAGUGCCUGCCCAACAGCGUGGAGCGCUACUUCGGCUACACCGGGGCUUUCAGGUGCCUGGCUGAGAAGGCUGGAGAAGUUGCAUUCCUGAAAGAUGUCACUGUCUUGCAGAACACCAACGGAAAUAACCCUGAAGAGUGGGCGAAGGACUUGAAGCUGGAGGACUUUGAACUGCUGUGUCUCGAUGGGACCCGCAAGCCGGUGACGGAGGCUGCGAGCUGCCACCUGGCCAGGGCUCCAAGUCACGCUGUGGUCUCUCGGGAAGACAAGGCUGUCUACCUCGAGCAGGUGCUGCUCGAGCAGCAGGCUCUUUUUGGAAGAAACGGUGUUGACUGCCCGAGCAAGUUUUGCUUGUUCCAGUCUCAGACCAAAAAUCUUCUGUUCAACGAUAACACGGAGUGCCUGGCCAAACUCCAGGGCAAAAACACGUAUGAGGAGCACUUGGGAGCACAGUAUGUCACGGCCAUCGCCAACCUGAGACAGUGCUCCGCCUCCCCGCUCCUGGAAGCCUGCGGUUUCCUCAGACAGUAAAACCCGGGUUGAUGGCCCGCCUUGCAGAAGAAGCCUCGCCAUUCUCCAUUUGUGUUCGCCCUUCCACGCUCUUAGCCCUUCUCCCGGGGUGCGGGCGCGUCCUGCCUCGCCGAGGCGGGGUUUCCUGACCUCAUCUGUUUUCACAAUUCCCUGCCAUCAUCUUAGCCAGAAAUAAAGUUCG